Messenger RNA from Tympanuchus pallidicinctus (lesser prairie-chicken), 6712 nucleotides. It is a transcript of the gene EPB41L5, whose product is annotated as erythrocyte membrane protein band 4.1 like 5. The coding region runs from base 134 to 2434 and encodes 766 amino acids. The transcript is spliced from 26 exons. Gene Ontology annotation, molecular function: cytoskeletal protein binding. Gene Ontology annotation, cellular component: cytoskeleton. The record is from RefSeq and is a predicted model, not a curated record. NCBI's taxonomy places the organism in Eukaryota, Metazoa, Chordata, Aves, Galliformes, Phasianidae.
GCGGCGGGCUCUUUCCCGCUCGAGGUCCUCCCGCAUCGCUCCGCCAUGUUGCCGGGCCCGCCCCCCCGCUCCCGGCCCGCCCCGUGCAGCCGCCGCGCCGCACGGCCCCGGCGCGACGCCGCCGCCAGCCAAGAUGCUGAGCUUCUUCCGCCGGACGCUGGGGCGCCGCUCCAUGCGCAGGCAUGCGGAGCGGGAGCGGCUGCGUGAAGCCCAGAGGGCUGCGACCCACAUCCCGGCAGCUGGAGAUGCCAGGUCGGUCAUCACCUGCCGUGUGGCUCUGCUGGAUGGCACCGACGUCAGCGUGGAUCUGCCGAAAAAAGCCAAAGGCCAGCUCCUGUUUGAGCAGAUCAUGUAUCAUCUGGACCUUAUAGAAAGCGACUAUUUUGGAUUAAGGUUCAUGGAUUCUGCACAAGUGGCGCACUGGUUGGACAACACAAAAAGCAUCAAAAAGCAAGUUAAAAUCGGCCCGCCAUACUGUCUGCAUUUUCGUGUCAAGUUUUACUCGUCAGAGCCCAACAAUCUGCGUGAGGAGCUAACAAGGUAUUUAUUUGUUCUGCAGCUAAAACUGGAUAUUCUGAGUGGAAAGUUGGAAUGUCCUUUUGACACAGCCGUCCAGUUGGCAGCUUAUAAUAUGCAAGCUGAACUUGGGGACUACGAUCCUGCUGAGCAUGUCCCUGAGCUGGUAUCUGAGUUCAGAUUUGUGCCUACUCAGACUGAGGAGAUGGAGCUGGCCAUCUUCGAGAAGUGGAAGGAAUGCAGGGGGCAAACACCAGCACAGGCUGAAACUAACUACUUAAACAAAGCUAAGUGGCUGGAAAUGUAUGGUGUAGACAUGCACAUAGUCAAGGCAAGGGAUGGCAAUGAUUACAGCCUGGGACUAACCCCUACAGGAGUUCUCGUCUUUGAAGGAGACACAAAGAUUGGUUUGUUUUUCUGGCCAAAGAUAACAAGACUUGACUUCAAGAAGAACAAACUCACUCUUGUUGUUGUUGAAGAUGAUGAACAGGGGAAGGAGCAGGAGCAUACUUUUGUCUUUAGACUGGAUCACCCCAAGGCUUGCAAACACUUGUGGAAAUGUGCAGUGGAACAUCACGCCUUCUUCCGGCUCCGAGGUCCUGUCCAAAAAAGCUCAAGCAGAUCAGGCUUCAUUCGGCUGGGCUCCCGCUUCCGGUACAGUGGGAAAACAGAAUACCAAACCACCAAGACCAACAAAGCAAGGAGAUCAGCAUCCUUUGAAAGGAGGCCCAGCAAAAGAUACUCAAGACGGACGCUACAAAUGAAAGCACAUGUUGCUAAACUUGAAGAAACGAGUUUCCCAAACAGUGCUGUUAUUACUCAGACCAAUGGAUCACAAAGUUGGAAUGUGAAGCCAAACUUACCUGUCCUAACAGCAGCAGUUCCUUCUGCCCCAGUCCUAGUGGAAAUAGAGAACCUCCCAAGGAGCCCAGGAGGCAGCCAGCAGGACAAGAAGUGCAUACCCCUUGUUGAUCUCCUCGACAGUGUGGAUUUGCCAGAGACCUGUGUGGAUGAUGCUGUAGGCAGUCCCGUCGUUGCCCUGGUAACAGGAGAUUCAAGAGAGGCUGUGGGCUGCCCUCAUCUUGGCACUAAGGAAGCUGCAGUUGAAAAAACAGACUCUGACCCAUUUGAAGAUGCAUUCCUAAAACUGAAGCAGCUGGAGGCAGAGUGCGGCAGCCCUGUGCCCACUGAGUGUCCCAACAUAAACAUCAACGUGCAGGAUGAAGUGGUGAAGCUCACAGAUAAAUGUCUUAACAAUGCAAUGGAGAGCCCGAUAGCAGCAGCAACAUGGCUUCCAGCUGACAUGAAAAGCAAUAUCCUGAAGGCCCAGGUGGAAGCAGGGCACAAGGCUGUAAGAGAAGACAGCCUGACAGGUAACAAGAAUUCCAACAUUCAGGAUGCUGCUUCCAGGAACAUCCUCCCAUCAGGGAAAACCCAGAGCAGUUCCUCAGCAAGCAGUCCAGUAUUUCAAAACAACCUGAAAACAACCCCUGCCUCAAACACAUUCAUUCCUAAUGCAUUAAAUGAGGAUAAUGCUGCCUCUAACCAUGAAGAGUUGCUGAUUCCAGCUAAUCUUGCUCCAGCUGAGGAGGCUGCUGUUUCAAAGAGCGCUCCAGAUGACCAGGACGUUUUCCUAUCAUCAUUGACAGAGAAUCUAAUUGACUUUACAGAAGCAACACCUCGGGUGUCUUCCCAGCCCACAAUAACACCGAGGUGGUUAGUGCCAACUGGACUGAUGUCCAAUGGGCCUUUGGGAAAUGAUGUUGCCUUAUCUCUGAAAGCAGUGAAAGGCAGCGCAGAGGCUCUGUUGUCAUCAGCUGGAUUGCCACCGUGCCAGCAGACAGCUGAAGUCCUUGCAAGCCCAGUCGCUGAGGAUGCUGCAGUAAGGACGAAAUGUUUACUCACCACUGAACUGUAGAAGAUGGAGCUUCUGUACUUCCCACCCAGUAAAAACUCAAACUCAAAUCUUCUGACAUCUACAAGGAAUCCUUCUGAAAGACUUGCUUGGGAUGAAGCUCUUACUGAAUGGGAGUGAAACAGCAGCUGGUUUGCUAGAAUCCAGGAAGAGACUUUCACAUUUAUUGCAAUCUAACUGGAAUUACAGUCUGAGCCGAAAUGUAAAACCGCAUGGAAGUUUGAUCUUCUCCCUCAAGAGAAGUGAAGUAUCACACUGGAGCUAAUUCUGAACAUGAGGAACAAAAUGUAGUUGUGUUCCACUCACACUUGGUUUAGUCUCAUGCCUCUCAAAUGUUACGGGCAAGUGAUCACUGUGAUGUUAGCUUUGCAGUAUUUGAACACGUCCCUGUCCUUUGUAGAGUAAUAUUGGGAAGAUUAGGAGAACUUCUAGGGCCACCUUGUGGGCACACUGUGUAUGGUGGCUCACAGUGGCAAUGACUGUUUCAUGUGGCCAAGAUCAUUUUCUUCUGUGUGAUUAGUCACUCUGAGUUUCCUUUGUUUUACUGCCACACAUGCUCCUUUUGGCCUUAAAGCCCUUGGUAAUCUUUGCACCUCUUCUUACAGGACAAACUAUUGUGACAAACUACUUUGACUGGAUUUGAGCUGCUCAUUGCAACCAGGAAAGUUAACCUGCCAAACCUCUUAUAGCAUUAGCAGAUUGCAGCAGAGGUCCCACAUUUUGACACUGGUUAUUUCAUUUCCUCUGUAACUCAAAUACAGAUGUGUACUUAGGCUAUAGGUGUAUUUUUUUGUUCUCAGCAUUGAAGUAGCGAAGUUGUGAGUACAGCUUACUUCAGGAGCUGCUUUUUGGUUAGUUCUGUUGUCGUUCAGGGCUAGGAAGGACAAGAUUUUCAUUUUGUCUAUUCACAUUGUUGCUAGGUGUUGGUUUGAGGUCCUGUGCUUUGGAGAAUACUUAACACACAGCAUAAGGCAUGAGGGUACAACUGGGUCAGUUCUUAAUACCACCUUGAAUCCUGUUCCAAUAGCGUGUGGAACAAAAUACAGAGUAAGGUGAAAAUGGGGAAAAGAGAUGAAACAUUCCCAAAAGCACUUCACCUGCUUCUAGGAGAAAGGUAGGAGCACUUGCAAGAGCGUGCUCUGCAGUGCUGGUAAAGACUUUUUGGUGCUCAGGUAAAGUACAGGAUACAGCACAUACAAUUUGAAGAGUGUCCUGGGCUUCAGGAUCCCUGUGUAGAGGUGAGAACAUGGACCCUGGGAAUAUAUCCCUGAAAAUACCAGUGCAGAGUCAGAGGAAGAAGUGUAGAAGCCCAGUGAUGAAUUCCACAUCUCCAAACAGGGAAGCACAGUUGAAGCUACUGGGAUCCUUCUCAGGAAGAGGUUUGUACGUAUGAGUGGGCUUGGAGGAUGUUUUCUGCACAGUGCUGCUCUUUAUUUAUAUCCAUGGGGUUCUUAGGAACAAUUUUAAAUGUGGAAGUGAGUUAGAAACCUGUAUGCACAACUUUCUUUGUGCGUGCCUGCUGCGUGAGCGUAACUCCGUGUGGACAAAGAGUUGGACCAAAGCGCUGUGGGUUGUGCAAGGUAAGCUGCUGUCCUGUUAGGCUGCUGCUUUCAGGUUAGGGUAUGUCUUGGGUGUUCUUAUGGCUGUUCUCAUUAUUUUUUAUAAGAUGCUGACUGAGAGUUUUAAGGAAGAAACUGCUUGGCAUUACACAGCCCACUGCCACUCCUCAAAACCUCAGAGGCCUUAACAGAAAAACAUAGGGACCAUUGGGAGCAAUUAUGACUGACUAUGCUACAGAGAGUGAUCUGCAGCCUUUGCCUAUGUAACCUACAGUUGAAAUGGACGGCAGGAGCUUCAGGCACACUUCCCCAUUCACAGCACUGCCAGCCAAAGGGGAGCUGCUCUUUGGGCCUAAGUGGUGCACUUCUGCUGGCCAGCAUUUACCUCCCAUCAUUGCUUCCAGCAGAGUAUUGGCUUUUUUAUAUUUUAAAACUGAGCUUUAUUACAUAUUAAAACAUGAAAGAUACCCGAUUCAAAUAUCAAAUGUCUUAGUGUGGAUUAACAGAGUUGCCAGAAAAGUUCCUGCAGCAAAAAAGGGAAGCUAUGGCUGCGACAGUCUGCUUCCUGCACAAAGCCAGGACUGUGUGGGGAAACUUGGCACUCACUAUCGAUCUGUUUGCUCAGCAGCUGAGCUGGCAUUCACCAACUACAUGUGUUGGUUUUGUAAAUAGACAGAAUGCAGAAGCAUUUUCUUUAAGGCAUGUUUGAUAUUUGACUCUUCCCAUUGGGUUCAGGAGCUCUGUGAACUGUUAGCUUGAGUUUCUCCCAGAAGUAAAAUAACAGAAGUUUACACUUUUAAAGUACUGAGUGCUAAAUUAUUAGAUCCCUUCUGGGAAAUCACAUACAGCAAAAAAAAAAAAAAAAAAAAAAAACUACCCUAAAAACAAGUAAGGAACACAUGGUGAAUGUGGUCUCCUAAAAUCUAAAUGGUUCCAAGUCCCAAUUGUUACACUGCCAGUGUGGCUGGGCUGUUGGUGAUGGAGGGAAUGUUGCAUUUAAACUCCCACAUGGGAGAAUUUCGUAGAGGCAAGGUUUUCCUCCACUUCCAGUAGCCAAAUACUUGAAAUUUUGCUUAAAAAUUCAAAAUUUUCAGCUUCUGUGUUAGAGAUCUGCAAUUUCCAGUAGAGUUGAGGCUGCAAACCUAGCUCUUCCCAGCAGGGUCCUGGAGCUGAAGGAAAUGCACAGUCCAUUUAACUCAUCGUAGCUUAUUUAGCUAUUCCAUUUGUUUGUAUGGGGAGCCUGAAGAGACUGAGACACCACAGUUAUGCGAUCUGAACAGGCACAUAAUCCAGUGUCCGAAGGUCCUGUAGCUUUGCAUCACUGGUUUGCUUUAAAACUACAGGCCUCGUGUUGUGCUGUGACUGGCUAUCAAGUAACGUAGCAUUAUUUAUCACUUGUGCUUUAUCAAAUGUAAGUAGACACGUGGUUCUUGCAGUUAAUGCUGUAGAGUAUCAAUGAGUCUCAGUAUGCUACUGAGAAGGAGGAGUUUUCCUAACAUGGCUGUUCUAUUGGUUGAUUGGCUGGAAGGUUCAGUCACCCUCUAAAAGGUUUGGUUUAUUUGUAUGUGUUCAAAGAAAUUGAUAAAUGAAACUUCAGUGUUAAUCUGAUGUUGGGAUGCUGGCAGAUCUGCUGACCACUUAAAAGCUUUGAGAGCUGAAAGGAAUGAAGAAAUACAGCUACAUGCUGUGUUGCAGUCAUUUGGAAAAGGCCAGAUCCCUUAAAAAAUUAUAUAUACGUAUAUAUAUAUAUAAUUUUUCAGGUUGGAAUGCACUCCAAUUUAAACUGCAGUUCCAUGCAGAGCUUGUCAGAGACAGCCAGCUGUACCAGAGGUAUGUUUUGGACAACUCUUUGGUCACAACCUGGCUGCACCAAAUGAGGUCUCAGGUGAAAGGUUCGGUUCCAUUUGGGUCUUCCCACAUGCUGUUGUCAGCCCAUGCACCCAAUUCUUGCUUUUGUUUCUCAAAGCAAAGCCAUACUGUUCAGAUCUGCCACAAACUGCACUGGAUGUAUUUUCCACGUUGUGAAUGUGUUGUAGGACAACCUGAAUCUCCCACAGGUGAAGCGCAGAGUGUUUGUUAGUUAGAAAGCGGCGGUGAAAUUACGUAGCUAUUAGAUGCAUUAAUGUCACAGCUAGACAAUCGUAGCUUUUAUACCAAAAAAGUAGAACUCCAUGCUAAUGGCCUUCCAGCGAUGCAGGUGUAAUAUCCACGUCCAAGAGUCAGCACUACAGAAGGAACAGGCUGUGCCCAUCUGCUGGGACGAGGGGUGGGCAUUGCUCCCUGUGCUGUGUCACAGCAGGGAGCCACGGGGCUUCUCCUGCUAAGUGCACCUCUCUUGUAUUGUUGGGCUUGAGCACUUUGCUUCCUAAACACACACACGCUCCUUCCUAUAACUGGAGAAACCUAUUUUUGAAGUACGUAAGAGUAUUUUUUUAGCUAGAUUUUUUUUGUUAAAGCCACACUAACUACUGUAUUUUUACCUUUUUAUAUGUGAAGCUCGGCGGUAGCUCUCAGUGUGUAAUUUAUUUGGAUUUUUUUAUAAAACAAAGUGCACCCUCUUGCUUCUGUUUCACAGUAGUGACGUAUGAGCGGCUUUGGGCACUGCACUGCCAUCUUUAUGGAAACUGUACACGGGAACGAGGAACUGUGGUUUGUAGUCCGCAACCCGAUCUCAAAAUGUUUAUGCUGUAGUUGUGUCUGAAAUACACCACGUCCGUGCAAA